AUGAAGACCAAGCUCGACCCGGAUUCUGACAACCACGACCUGAACCCGAAAACGGACACCUCCAAGGCCGACUCGAGUACCGCAUCCCCAACCUCAGGCAGAGCUGCGAAGGUGGGCGGUCCGUUGAGCUUUGAGGGAGCCGUGGAGGGCCGCACGGGGAGGCAGACGUACAUGGCGUGGCGGAAGGCUUUGCAGGCAAAGGGAGCGAGUAACACCGCCAAGAAGGAGGGUUGA
This is a messenger RNA of Apiotrichum porosum, 234 nucleotides long. RefSeq lists its product as uncharacterized. The coding region runs from base 1 to 234 and encodes 77 amino acids. The record is from RefSeq and is a predicted model, not a curated record. NCBI's taxonomy places the organism in Eukaryota, Fungi, Basidiomycota, Tremellomycetes, Trichosporonales, Trichosporonaceae. The transcript is spliced from 3 exons.